Messenger RNA from Camellia sinensis, 786 nucleotides. RefSeq lists its product as uncharacterized. The record is from RefSeq and is a predicted model, not a curated record. NCBI's taxonomy places the organism in Eukaryota, Viridiplantae, Streptophyta, Magnoliopsida, Ericales, Theaceae.
AUGACCAACGAGGAGAACCUGGUCCUUGAUUCAACGAAGGAGGGAACCUCUGAUCAUGUCCUUAGUACAAUGGGAUCUCCUUCCCCACCCUUGAACAUGAAAAGCAGAAACGAUUAUCUUUUUGACAGUAAGGUUGAAAUUCUCUCUUUGGAUGAAGAGGAUGAUGAGCAAGAAAGACAAUUUAAAAUCCACAACUCUUCCUCAGAGCACAUGGGUUUUCCUCGGGUUACCUUACCAAAGAAACUAUUGGAGAAGAUUAGAAAGCCAUGGAAGAAUACCCUUAUUAUCAGGCUUUUAGGUAAGACCAUUGGGGGACUUAAUGCCAUUGACUUGGGCAGCAAUUACUUCCUCUUUAAAUUUUUUGAAAAGUCGGAUUAUACUACUGUAUUCACGGGAGGGCCAUGGGUGAUCAUGGACCAUUACCUCACCGUAAGAAGGUGGGAACCAAAUUUCAAACCUUCGGAAGCUUUUGAAACCAUAACCGUUAUUUGGGUUCGGUUUCCUGAGCUUCCGAUAGAGUAUUAUCAGGAAACAGUCUUAUUUGCCAUAGCCAAAACUAUUGAUAAACCUCUAAAGAUUGAUUGGAAUACGACAAUGGUGACAAGGGGAAAAUUUGCAAGAAUUUGUGUUGAAAUGGAUGUUAGUCAACCUCUGAAAUCAAAGUUCAUUUUGGAAGAUCGAUACUAUAACAUAGACCCUACCAUCUUACCAGCGGCGAAGAAUAUAGCCGUUACCGAUAAUGUAAUGCCUGACAAUCAAAUGACGGAGGCUAACGGAAACCUGUAA